GUACCACCGAUCGCGCACCAAUAGAUAUAUCGCCCAACGGUCGAGUACUAGAAAAAAAAAAACCAUACCGAAUCGCAAUGUUCGUAUAUAGCGCGUCAGUGUUGUGGAACGUCCUAGUCGACGAACUAUCCACCAAAAUCCUGUUCGUGUUCGUCGGUGUUUUGACGUUGGUACGCGGCCUCCAAAUCCUACGAGAAAACGCCAGUUUGCCACCCGGACCUUGGGGGUUACCGGUGUUUGGCUCGUUGCUGUCGCUUAAGGGCGAUUUACAUCUUCACUUCAGGGACCUGACCUAUCGUUAUGGGUCCCUCAUCUCCACCAGACUCGGCUCGCAGCUCAUCGUCGUUCUGAGCGACUACAAGCUGAUAAGGGACGCGUUUCGCAAGGAAGAAUUCACGGGCCGACCUACCACCGAAACUACCAACUUGCUGGAAGGCUACGGCGUCUUGAACGUCGCCGGAAAAUUGUGGAAAGACCAACGUCGAUUCCUCCACGACGGCUUGCGUCAUUUCGGCAUGUCCUACCUCGGCUCGCGGAAGAUCCGAAUGGAGACUCGCAUAGCCAACGAAGUGGAGGACUUCCUCAAAGUGCUUAACGCGAAAAACGGCCAGCCGGUCGACCUCAAUCCCAUAUUGGCGGUCUCCAUUUCCAACGUCAUAUGCGGCGUUUUGAUGUCGACGAAAUUUUCGCACGACGACCAAAGAUUCACCCAGUUGAUGGAACUGAUUGAAGAGGGCUUCAAGCUGUUCGGGUCGUUGGAGGCGGCACUUUUCAUACCUAUCUUGAAAUAUCUGCCCGGACACAGGGAAACACUCGGGAAAAUUGCCAAGAAUCGCGAGGCCAUGGCUCAAUUCUUGCAGGAGACGAUCGACGAGCACAGAAAAUCUUUCGACCCCAGUCAUCUCCGUGACCUUUUGGACACGUACUUGUACGAAAUUGAAAAGGCCAACGAGGAAGGUGUUGGACAUCACUUGUUCGAGGGCAAAGAUCACGAUCGCCAAAUGCAGCAGGUGUUGGGAGACAUCUUUUCUGCGGGCAUGGAAACGAUCAAGAGCUCCCUGCAGUGGGCUGUUUUGUUCAUGCUGCACAACCCGGAGCAGAUGCGCCUGGUGCAGGAAGAGCUCGAUCAGGUGGUCGGUCGCCACAGGUUACCCAAGCUGGAGGAUCUCGCCUACUUACCAGUUACCGAAUCGACAAUGAUGGAAGUGUUGAGAAUAUCCAGUAUAGUUCCUAUGGGUACCACGCAUGCGCCUACCAGAGAUAUCCAACUAAACGGAUUCCACCUGCCGCAACACGCACAAGUCGUACCUCUGCUCCACGCCAUCCACAUGGACCCAGAACUGUGGCACGAGCCCGAAAAAUUCGACCCCACCCGUUUCAUAAACAACGAGGGCAAAGUGCAAAAGCCCGAAUACUUUCUGCCGUUCGGAGUGGGGAGGAGGAUGUGUCUGGGUGAAGUUCUGGCUAGGAUGGAGAUUUUUAUGUUCUUCUCGUCGCUGCUCCAUCGCUUUCACGUCCGCGUACCUGAAGGAGAGACCUUGCCCAGCCUCAAGGGUAUCUCCGGCGUCACGAUAAACCCCACGGCGUUUAAGGUGUGCCUCAAACCGAGACCGAUGGGCGACGAAGACUCCAACCUGAGACCGGCCGGCAGCCAUUGAACGUCGAUGGUGCGAGAGCACGGUCUGAGUUUAGUUCCUAUUACAGUUGCCCGGACACAGUACUUAACGAUAACAGCGAUGACAGAUCUCCGAUUACGAUCGGCUGUGGGUUAAAAGUGUUCACGAAUCACCAAUUGUAGUAUUAGACUGUCGAUAGACCUUAAGUACAAACGCUAGUCAAGCAUGUUAUCAUCCGUCAUUUUUUUUUGUUCGCGUUUUUUUUACCAUUUUGACAAUAUUUUACCGUUUGCAUCGUUAUCACGUUCGUUACCUUGAUUGUCAACCAUACUUAAUUUUUUUUAGUCGUAGGCAUAAUUUAUUUAUUUCACCCCUAAGGAUUAAUUAUUGUACCAUCAUUCCGUAGGUUAGGUAUGAGUAACGUUGCGGAUUUGUCUGCAACCUUGCUUGGGUUCGUAUUUUAUAGAGAGGAAGACUUAAGUUAAGAUUUUUUUGUUGCAACAUGUAAUUUUAUAAAUAAACA
Messenger RNA from Cylas formicarius (sweet potato weevil), 2139 nucleotides. It is a transcript of the gene Cyp18a1, whose product is annotated as cytochrome P450 18a1. Gene Ontology annotation, biological process: xenobiotic metabolic process. The transcript is spliced from 5 exons. NCBI's taxonomy places the organism in Eukaryota, Metazoa, Arthropoda, Insecta, Coleoptera, Brentidae. Bases 78 to 1658 code for a protein of 526 amino acids. The record is from RefSeq and is a predicted model, not a curated record. Gene Ontology annotation, cellular component: cytoplasm; intracellular membrane-bounded organelle. Gene Ontology annotation, molecular function: oxidoreductase activity, acting on paired donors, with incorporation or reduction of molecular oxygen, reduced flavin or flavoprotein as one donor, and incorporation of one atom of oxygen; iron ion binding; heme binding.